GAAAACCUGUCGCUCACUGGAAUUGAGUUCAUCUAUGAUUCAGAAAACAUGCUUUCAAAUGUCGAUUUAGCACAAUACCAACCAAAUAUAAGACUGCAAGUGAUUCUGAAGGAUUGAGUGUUUUCUGAUCAGUUUUCAGGGUCAGUUUAGCUGCAGUAUGUCAGAGGAAAGAGGAAAGGACUCUCUCUCUCAGAUGAGUCUCUCAGAGAAACACAGUGUAAGAUCAGGGUCACAUGUGUCCAGCUCUGUGUCUCUGAAGAGUGAUUGGUCUAAUGAUUGUCCACCAAACUUUAGUGAGAAAACACCAUCAUCUAAUAAAAGGUAUUUUGUGUUACUCAUUUUAGCAUCAGCUAAUGCCUAUUUCUCUUUCUGUAAAAUAUCAGUUAGUAUUUUAUUUUACUAAUGUGAUUACAGGCUUCAAUAUGAGACAUUAGACUCAGACCUUCAGACUCGCAGGAACCACAAGAAUUUCAAAGACAAUCUUCUUGGGAUCUUUCAGGAUCUUGAGAGCAAAAUAAUCACAUUUCUGAAGAAUGAGCUGGAGAAGUUAAAGAAAAUAUUACAACAUGAGAACACGCAACACUUUGUGAAGGACUUUAAUGAGAACAGAUCCAGUAUCAAAUCAGCAGCUCUUGAUCUCACACUACAUUACCUGAGAGAGAUGAAGCAAGAUGAAGCUGCUGAUGCUCUAGAAGAUGAGCUGUUCUUCAUUCAUCAGCUGAAAUCUGCCCUACAGAAGAAGUAUCAAUGUGUGUUUGAAGGAAUGGCGAAGCAAGGUGACUCCACACUCCUGAAUAACAUCUACACAGAUCUCUACAUCACUCAGGGUGGCAGUGAACAGGUCAAUACUGAACAUGAGGUCAGACAGAUUGAAGUUGCUUCCAGACGUCAUGAAGCACAAGAGAUACAGGUUGAAUGCACACAUUUGUUUGAAGCGCCUGAACAAGACGAGGAGAUCCGAACUGUACUGACAAAAGGAGUAGCUGGCAUCGGGAAAUCAGUCUCUGUGCAAAAGUUUGUUCUGGACUGGGCUGAAGGAAAAGACAAUCAAGAUAUCAGCUUCAUAUUUCCUCUUCCAUUCAGAGAGAUGAACUUAAAGGAGAAAGAAAAACUAAGUUUGAUGGACCUUUUAACUCAGUUUUUCCCAGAGACAAAAGGACUGAACCUUACAAGAAGGAAUCAGUUCAAAGUGCUGUUCAUCCUUGAUGGAUUGGACGAAUGUCGCCUUCCUCUGAAGUUUGAUUGUAAUGAGACGUGGCGUGAUGUAUCGUCACCAGCCUCUCUGGAUGUUCUCCUAACGAACCUCAUAAAGGGAAAUCUGCUUCCUUCUGCUCUCGUCUGGAUCACCAGCAGACCAGCAGCUGCCAGUAAGAUUCCUCCUGACUGUAUCGACCGGCUGACCGAGAUACGAGGAUUCAGCGACGCACAAAAGCAAGAGUACUUCAAAAAAAGAUUCAAGGAUGAUAUUCAAGCCAACACAAUCAUAGAUCAUGUUAAACAAUCAAAGAGUCUCUUUAUCAUGUGCCACAUCCCAGUCUUCUGCUGGAUUUCAGCCACUGUUCUCCACAACAUUCUGGAGGAGAAGAGAAAUGAUGUGAGAAACACUCAGGCUGAUGAGAUCUCUAAAACACUGCAGGAAUCAAACACUGAAGACACUCCCAAGACUCUGACACAAAUGUACACACACUUUCUCCGCUUUCAGAUCCAGCAGAGCCGCCGGAAAUAUGAUGGAGAAUACACACCAGAUGUUUCCUGGGAUAAAGACGCCAUCCUUUCACUGGGGAAACUGGCAUUUCAUCAGCUGGAAAGAAACAACCUGAUCUUCUAUGACUCAGACCUGGAAGCCUGUGGUCUUGACGUCUUUAAGGCAUCAGUGUACUCAGGCAUGUGUACCCAGAUCUUUAAGGAGGAAACAGGGAUCGUUCUUGGUACCAUAUACUGCUUUGUUCACUUGAGCAUUCAAGAGUUUAUUGCAGCCCUUUAUGCACAUCUGUUUCUAGACAUCAACAAGACAAGUGUGUUUGAUCAUGAGUCUACAGAACAGGAAAACAGAAAUGAAACCAUGAUUGAUUUUCUCAAGACUGCAGUGGACAAGGCGCUGGAGAGUGACAAUGGACACCUGGACCUUUUCCUUCGCUUCCUCCUCGGUCUGUCACUCCAGUCCAAUCGACGACUCUUACGAGGUCUGUUGACACAGCGAGACGGCACUGACCAGAGCAACAAAGGGAAAGUUCGAGGACUCUUACGAGGUCGUUUGACACAGCGAGACGACACUGACCAGAGCAACAAGGAAAUAGUUCAGUAUAUCAAGCAGAAAUUAGAAGCUAAUCUUCCUGCAGAGAGAUCCAUCAAUCUGUUCUACUGUCUGAAUGAACUGAACGACCAAACUCUGGUGAAUGAGAUUCAGACCCACCUUACCAAAGGAAGUCUCUCCUCUGGUGACCUUUCACCUGCCCAGUGGUCUGCUUUAGCCUUUGUGUUGUUGACAUCAGAGGAAGAGCUGGAGGAGUUUGAGCUUCAGAAAUUCAAGAAAUCAGACGAGUGUCUCAUUAGAUUAUCGGCAGUCAUUAAAACCUCCAAAAGAGCACUGUUAAAUGAUUGUAACUUAACAAACAAAAGCUGUUCAGCUCUGGCUGCAGUUCUUGGAUCAGACACCAAUCUGAAAGAGCUGAACAUGAACAAUAAUAAUCUGCAGGAUUCAGGAGUGAAGCUGCUCUGCACUGGACUGAAGAAUAUAAAGUGUAAAUUGGAGAUACUGAGUCUGAGUUAUUGCAGUAUUACAGAGAAACAGAGUCUCAUCCUGACUUCAGCUCUGAAAUCAAACCCGUCACACCUGAGAGAGCUGGACCUGAGCGUGAAUAAACUAGGAAACACAGGAGUGAAGCACUUAUGUGCCGGACUGAAGGAUUCACACUGUAAACUGGAGAGAUUGAGGUUAAGCUGCUGUAAUAUGACAGAUGAAGGUUGUUCUGGUGUGACUUCAGCUCUGAAAUCAAACCCGUCACACCUGAGAGAGCUGGACCUGAGCAGGAAUAAUCUAGGAGACUCUGGAGUGAAAAACCUCAGUGAUCUACUGAUGAACCCACAAUUCAAGCUGGAGAAACUACAUCUGAGUGUAUGCAGUAUUACAAAGAAACAGAGUCUCAUCCUGACUUCAUCUCUGAAAUCAAACCCGUUACACCUGAGAGAGCUGGACCUGAGCUGGAAUAAUCUAGGAAACACAGGAGUGAAGCACUUAUGUGCCGUACUGAAGGAUACACACUGUAAACUGGAGAGAUUGAGGUUACGCUGCUGUGAUAUGACAGAUGAAGGUUGUUCUGAUGUGACUUCAGCUCUGAAAUCAAACCAGUCACACCUGAGAGAGCUGGACCUGAGCAAGAAUAAACUAGGAGACUCUGGAGUGAAAAACCUCAGUGAUCUACUGAUGAACCCACAAUUCAAGCUGGAGAAACUACAUCUGAGUUAUUGCAGGAUUACAGAGAAACAGAGUCUCAUCCUGACUUCAGCUCUGAAAUCAAACCCGUCACACCUGAGAGAGCUGAACCUGAGCGUGAAUAAACUAGGAAACUCAGGAGUGAAGCACUUAUGUGCCGUACUGAAGGAUUCACACUGUAAACUGGAGAGAUUGAGGUUAAGCUGGUGUGAUAUGACAGAUGAAGGUUGUUCUGAUGUGACUUCAGCUCUGAAAUCAAACCCGUCACACCUGAGAGAGCUGGACCUGAGCGAGAAUAAACUAGGAGACUCUGGAGUGAAAAACCUCAGUGAUCUACUGAUGAACCCACAAUUCAAGCUGGAGAAACUACAUCUGAGUUAUUGCAGGAUUACAGAGAAACAGAGUCUCAUCCUGACUUCAGCUCUGAAAUCAAACCCGUCACACCUGAGAGAUCUGGACCUGAGCGUGAAUAAACUAGGAGACUCUGGAGUGAAAAACCUCAGUGAUCUACUGAUGAACCCACAAUGCUGUGGCAUUACAGAUGUUUCUUCUUUAACUCAGUCUUUGACGAACUCAAAAGCUCUGCAGUUUUUAAAAGAGCUUGAUCUGAGUUACAAUAAGAUCGGAGACUCAAAGCAGCGGCUCAGAGACGAGCUACGAGACUCAAACUGUGUCCUGAGGUGA
Pimephales promelas (fathead minnow) is the source of this 4117-nucleotide messenger RNA. The record is from RefSeq and is a predicted model, not a curated record. NCBI's taxonomy places the organism in Eukaryota, Metazoa, Chordata, Actinopteri, Cypriniformes, Leuciscidae.